This is a messenger RNA of Truncatella angustata, 939 nucleotides long. Its product is annotated as glycoside hydrolase. The record is from RefSeq and is a predicted model, not a curated record. NCBI's taxonomy places the organism in Eukaryota, Fungi, Ascomycota, Sordariomycetes, Amphisphaeriales, Sporocadaceae. The transcript has a single exon. The annotation marks the transcript as partial. Gene Ontology annotation, biological process: carbohydrate metabolic process.
GGCGCGGCUUGGUGGCAGAGUGGCAUCGCCCUACAAGCUACCUUGGACUUUAUGAUCGCGACAGGCACCACCAAUCACCUUCCGUACACUAAUUACACCAUUGACCUGCAGCGCGCUCCUAUCAGCUGGUGGCCACAAGGCGCUGGUGACUUCCGUGCUGCUAGCACCGAUGACACCGGCUGGUGGGCACUUGCUGUGCUCUCCAUGUACUCCAUCACAGGCGAAAAGUGGCUUCUCGAUAUCGCUGUGGAAGACGAAAGCUAUAUGUCUCAGUACUGGACAACUGAAUGUGAUGGUGGAUUGAUAUGGCGAAUCAGCGACCUCUCUUACAAGGCUGCGAUAAGCAAUGAGCUGUAUAUUGAAUUGACAGCUGCCCUGUACAAUCUCGUCGGCGACCCCAUCUAUCUUGGCAAGAGCUUGCGCGCCUGGCAAUGGUUCGAACAUAGUGGAAUGAUUAAUCGUGGCUACCUCAUAAAUGACGGGUUAAUGCAUGGACCGGACAACACUUGUAUCAACAACAACGCGCCUACAUGGACUUACAACCAGGGUGUUAUAUUGGGUGGUUUGAUCCAGCUCUACAAAGCCACAGAUAACAUGGAAUACAUACAGGCUGCUCGCAUCAUUGCAGAUGCAGUGAUAGCAAGCCCUCAACUCACCAUGAACGGCGUCUUCACGGAGCCAUGUCCAGCAUCUGGAUGCAUUAACGAUCAGAAAUCCUUCAAAGGCAUUUUCGUCCGAUACUUGGCAAAGCUCAACGUACAACUCCCCGAUCGGCCUUACAGCACAUAUAUCUCGCAUAAUGCAGCAAGUGCAUAUUCCAAUGCCCGAUUGAGCACUAACGAUGGGUGCGAUUGGUAUGGGAUGAGCUGGCAAGGUCCGUUCAGCAGCAGUUCUGUUGGGAGUCAAGAGAGCGCAGUGAUGCUUCUUACGGCUGCGCUU